Molecule: messenger RNA, 1616 nt
Organism: Prinia subflava (tawny-flanked prinia)
Lineage: Eukaryota; Metazoa; Chordata; Aves; Passeriformes; Cisticolidae
Product: perilipin-3-like
Exons: 8
Coding region: 2-1366 (454 amino acids)
Biological process (GO): positive regulation of triglyceride storage; lipid storage
Cellular component (GO): lipid droplet; cytosol
Source: RefSeq, a predicted model, not a curated record
CAUGCGCUCGGGGCGGGCUCCGGGCUAUAAAGGGCGGCGGGGAGGAGCGGGGCGAGCCCGGAGCCGAACCGAGCGGAGCAGAACCGAGCCCAGCUGCACGCGUCCCACCAUGGCCACCAGCGAGCCCUCACCGGCGCAGCCCAAGGCGGAGGAGCAGCAGAGCCUCGGGACACGUGUGGCCAACCUGCCCCUGGUGAGCUCUGCCUACGACAUGGUGUCCUCUGCCUACGCCUGCACCAAGGAGAGCCACCCGUGCGUGCGCUCCGUGUGCGACGCCGCCGAGAAAGGGGUGAAGACGCUGACGGCGGCGGCCGUGAGCGGGGCCCAGCCCCUCCUCACCCGCCUGGAGCCCCAGAUUUCCACCGCCAGUGGAUUGGCCUGCAAAGGGCUGGACAAGCUGGAGGAGAAGCUGCCCAUCCUGCAGCAGUCCCCCCAGCAGAUCAUCUCGGACACCAAACUGCUGGUGACCUCCACGGUGACAGGGGCCAGGGACGCAGUGUCCAGCACCGUGGCCGGGGCCAGGGAUGCGGUGACCAGCCGAGUGACCGGGGUGAUGGACAUGACCAAAGGGGCCGUGCAGGGCGGCGUGGAGCUGACCAGGUCUGCGGUCAGCAGCGGCGUCAGCUCCGUGAGCCAGAUCGUGGCCAGCGGGGUGGGCUCCGUGCUGGGCAAGUCGGAGGAGCUGGUGGACCAUUACCUGCCCAUGACGGAUGAGGAGCUGGCCAAGCUGGCCACGGCCGUGGAGGGCUUCGAGCCGGAGCAGCAGAGGCAGCAGCAGAGCUACUUCGUGCGCCUGGGCUCCCUCUCCUCCAAGGUGCAGCACCGAGCGCUGCAGCACUCCCUGGGCAAGCUGCAGAGCGCCCGCCAGAGCACCCAGGACCUGCUGGCCCAGCUCCAGCGCACCCUCGACCUGGUGGAGAACCUGAAGCAGGGCGUGGACCAGAAGCUGCAGGGAGGGCAGGAGAAGCUGCAGCAGCUGUGGCUGGAGUGGAGCAAGAAGCAGCCGGGCGGUGGCAAGGAGCAGCUGCCACCGGAGGCGGUGGAGUCGGGCACGCUGACCAUGCUGCAGGGCCUGAGCCAGCAGCUGCAGAGCUCCUGCCAGCCCUUGGUGUCCGGCCUGCAGGGCCUCCCCGCCAGCAUCCAGGACACGGCGGGGCAGGUCCAGCACAACGUGCAGGAGCUGCGGGCGGCGCUGGCCUCGCUCAGCUCCCUGCAGGACGUGACGGGCCCGGUGCUGGCGCGGGCCCGCAGCCACGCCACCACGGCCCGGCAGCUGCUGGACGAGCUGGUGGAGCGAGUGGCCUCCAGCCCCCCCCUGACGUGGCUGGUGGGACCCUUCGCCCCCUCGAAGGUGGAGCUGGAGUAGCAAUUCCGGGCUGCUUCUCCCCAAAAUCGCCUCGUUAGGAGCCUUUGCUGAACCCCCCCUGCCCCACACCUCGUGCCUGCCUCUGCGGGGACCCCCCUGCCUGCCCCAGCUCUGUCCCUUGUCCCCUUGCUGGGGACCUGCAGUUUCGUGCCUUGGCUGCCCCAAGUGCCUCUCGGGGGUCCCCCCUGUCCUCAGUGCCUUCACACCCCCGGCCUUUCACAAAAAACAAUAAAUUCCCAUUAGUUUUGCA